Rotaria sordida is the source of this 495-nucleotide messenger RNA. Lineage: Eukaryota; Metazoa; Rotifera; Eurotatoria; Philodinida; Philodinidae. The record is from the annotation of a GenBank genome assembly.
AUGUUCAAGUUCAGACACUAUGUAUGGACGGUUAGUCAUGACAUUGGUGAAAUUGAAUAUACACCAACAGAAAGUGAACGAACAUCACAAGAUUAUAUAAUAAUAUCAAAAAGUAAAACACGUUUACUUCUUGAACUUCUUACAGUGACUAGUAUUGAUGAAGAGAAAUUAAUUCGUAAUCGUGUUUUACAUUCAUUAUAUUUUAAUGAACAACCAUGGCAUAUACAUCCAAUUGCUUCUGAAGAAUCAUCAGAAUUACGUUAUCUUCAUUCUACACAAAAUCUAUUUAAUUAUAUCUCAAAUUAUGACAAUAAUACUUUUCUUUAUGUUAAAUUACUUCGAGGUAGAUCACCAAUAAAAACAAUUGACUGUAAUGUUUAUAUGUUAUUCAGAAGAACUUUAAUUGGUGAUAAAAUUCCUAUAUGUCAUGUUAAAGAUCAUGUAAUAUCUCUUGUUAAUCCAGAUCUUCCUGUUUUUAAGUUAAAUUACUAUUAG